Messenger RNA from Trachymyrmex cornetzi, 4196 nucleotides. RefSeq names its product eye pigment precursor family transporter white. Gene Ontology annotation, biological process: transmembrane transport. Gene Ontology annotation, molecular function: ATP hydrolysis activity; ATP binding; ABC-type transporter activity. Lineage: Eukaryota; Metazoa; Arthropoda; Insecta; Hymenoptera; Formicidae. Gene Ontology annotation, cellular component: plasma membrane; cytoplasmic vesicle membrane. The record is from RefSeq and is a predicted model, not a curated record. The coding region runs from base 2021 to 4078 and encodes 685 amino acids. The transcript is spliced from 10 exons.
UUUGGCGGAUUGUAUCCAAAGGAUGUUAAAAGAUCUCACAAGUCAAUUGGUUCUAGAACGUACUUUUUCGUCCUUUAUCUGAGAUCUUACCAAGUGACUAAUUGAUAUGAUAACUUAAAACUUUUAUAUUGUUAAUUUUUGAAAAAAUUAAUGAGUACCUGGAACUAUGGUUUGGGAUUUUUUACAUAAGCACAAAGAACUAUCUUUGAAUAAAUCGUAUUUCAAAGGCGCGGUUGCACUUGCAGUCCUCUUCUUGUCAAUAAAGAUUGAAAUAGGUUUUGUAAACUCACAAUCAAUAUAAUUAUCUGAGUGCGCGUGAAAAUUUCCCAAAGGUUACAUAAGUUUUAGUUGUGUAUUGAAAUAGGUUUUGUAAACUCACAAUCAAUAUAAUUAUCUGAGUGCGCGUGAAAAUUUCCCAAAGGUCACAUAAGUUUUAGUUGUGUCGGAGACUGUCCUCUAUAAUUUCCUAGGAAUUUGGCGUAAUUAGAUCUUAUAAGAAUAUAAUGUCGAUUUAAAGUGAAUUUUAAGCGAUACAAGUAGUGAUACAAGUAGCGCGAUUUUUAAGAUUCUGAGAUCAAAUAUAAUCACAAAUUUACCGUGUCAUUGACAUAAUCAAACCCACGUGAUUUUUGGAACAUAGUUAUUUGUAUUGUAAAAUUUGAUUUGUCGCACAUACAAUCGCGCCUGAGACUCGCACUGGUUAUUGUAUUGUACAAUCGCGCCUUAGACUUGCACUGGUUAUUGUAUUGUAAAUACCACACACAUGUGUUAAUGAGUCAAACAAGUAGAUUUGAAAUAACCGAGUAUUUCGUUUAAAUACGAUUGUGCGAAGACUUGCGGAUUAAUUGUCGAUUUGCGUAAGAGCGCGCUCUGCCGAAGAUAUUUUUCUUACUUGACUUUUACGUCCACGUUCAAAAGUUCAAUCUCGUUUAAGUGAUGAUACAUUUCGUGCUGAUAACUCGUAAAAUUUCUUAGUUAUUGUCACACGUGAUAUCGUGUCUAAAAUACGUGAAAAUAAUGGAAAAAAAACACUACCAGAGAUAUAUAUUUUGAUAUAUAUAAAUAUACCGCAAUAUUAUUAUUAUCGACAUUAGCUAUAUGUAAUUACAUCAAUAGGGCCAUUCAUACUUCAGCGCUGUCCUACGUAAUAGACCGCUACGCUUUCUAAAACGGCUCUAAAACGCACGACCGUACGCGCGCUCUCCACAAUGUAAGGUAAAAUAAUGAUCUCUAAUACAUUAGGAAAAAAAAUAAAUAAUGUUGCAGACUGCGUCAAUGCUGCAUAUCCAUAUCACCAUCCUCUUAUUACUUACUAGCACAUUAUAUUUAAAAUUUAAAUUGUCGAGAAACGUACAAGGAGAAAGAACUUUAUACGCAUAAUAAAUACACAUGAUAGAUACCUAAUAUACAUAUGUAUAUACAUCUUGAAGCCUCUUGAUUUUAUUUCUCAGUGCUGCUUUUGAUUUCUUUAUAGACGGAUUUACGCGGAUUUGGCCUGUCGGAGCGUAUAUAGGGCUGUACUGUAAAUAUGCAGUACACGGUAACGUAUCGGAUAUGGAGAGGGGCAUAUGUUCCUCGAACCAAUCUCCACACCGCGUAUAUGUCGUGUAUGUUCUUUCACAUUGUACGCAGGUGUACGUCUGUACGCAUCCACGAUACUGUAAUCCUGGGGAAAGAAGCCGGCUUGCUCUUCGAACGUAUUUUCUGUUAUAUCUCGAAUAACAAUCAUUCGUAUAAAUCGGCUAUUUUUAUCCAUCGUCUCACGACAGAAUAUUUCUCGUAUCAAAACAUGUUAUUUCGUACGAAACGUGAAUAGAUCUUCUGUAUUAGUCUCAGUGUCUGUUGUAAAUAAAACCAACUCUGAAGCCUGAAUUUCCUUGAAUUACAACCGAUCUUUGGAGAAUUACUGCGUUAUGAGAAUUACUGCGGAAUACGUAAAAGCGUUCUAUUUAUUAUCAGAUAAGAGACUCGUAUUUUAGUCAGUGUACUUGCCGGUGUGUCGGAGGAAAGUCGUAUAAAAAUGACGGCUACCGAAGAAACAGAGCCAUUGAUAUCUACGACGUCUCCAUCUUCUGUUAGUAAGAUUCAAAGAGUCACUUAUCGUACAAUUUCCUUCGAAGAUAAUGAAGGAAAUACAUUGCACGACGGAAACUCUGAGAACUCGUUUGAUCUUAAGCCGAUUUCGAGCUUGUCGACAGCCGCAGAUUUUAACAAUGAAAGCUUUGGCAACAAUAUUACGUAUACGUGGAGCAAUGUGAAUGUGUAUUGCAGCGUGAGAAAUGACAGAAUUUGGGAUCGGCUGAUGUUCAGGUCCAGAAAAUUCGUUGCGCAAAAGCACAUAUUAAAAGAUGCAUACGGAGUAGCUUACCCCGGUGAACUGCUCGUAAUUAUGGGUGCGUCAGGCGCAGGCAAGACGACCUUGUUGAACGCAUUGACGUUUCGUUUAGCAAAUGGACUGUCUGCAUCCGGUCUGAUGGCCGCCAAUGGCCGAAGGAUAUCACCGGGCGUUCUUACCUCGAGGAUGGCUUAUGUGCAACAAGACGAUCUGUUUGUUGGCACGCUCACUGUGACGGAACACCUAAUGUUCCAAGCGGCAGUGCGAAUGGACCGGCAAAUCCCUCGUAAUCAGAGAAUUAAGCGAGUUAAUGAAGUCAUUAAUGAACUCGCCCUGUCGAAAUGCCGAAACACAGUGAUUGGAAUACCCGGUAGAAUGAAGGGCCUCUCGGGAGGUGAGAUGAAGAGAUUGUCUUUCGCUUCCGAGGUACUGACUGACCCUCCAUUGAUGUUAUGCGAUGAGCCAACGUCGGGUUUGGAUUCUUUCAUGGCUCAUCAGGUUGUCUCCAUUCUGAAAGCAUUGGCGGCACGUGGUAAAACGAUCAUCGUCACUUUACAUCAACCAUCUUCGGAGCUGUUCGCUCUGUUUGACAAAAUUCUGCUGAUGGCCGAGGGAAGAGUCGCCUUUAUGGGUACAGCUGCGCAAGCUUGUACUUUCUUCAAGACGCUCGGAGCUCCCUGUCCCAGCAAUUACAACCCUGCUGACUUCUUUGUGCAAGUGUUAGCCGUGGUACCGGGACGCGAGCAAACUUGUAAACACGCGAUCGAAACGACAUGCGAUACUUUCCGGAGAAGCGAAUACGGUACAAAUAUCGUUCUGAAGGCUGAGGCCGUCCAUGGCGAAUUCGAAGAUACUCUCAGACGGUUCAAUCAUUCCAAGAAUUCCAGCCGAUCGGUUUACAAAGCCAGCUGGUGUGAACAAUUCCGUGCGGUUCUAUGGCGAUCCUGGCUAUCGGUGAUUAAAGAACCGAUCCUCAUUAAAGUCCGCUUCCUGCAGACUAUUAUGGUCUCGUUGUUGAUCGGCGUCAUUUACUUCGGCCAGCGAAUAGAUCAGGACGGCGUGAUGAACAUCAACGGCGCCUUAUUCAUCUUCCUUACCAAUAUGACUUUUCAGAAUGUCUUCGCAGUCAUUAACGUGUUCUGCGCCGAGUUGCCGAUAUUUCUUCGCGAACACAAGAACGGUAUGUAUCGCACCGAUGUCUACUUCAUCUGCAAGACGUUAGCAGAAGCGCCGAUAUUUUUAGCGAUACCGAUGAUCUUCACUGCUAUAGUUUAUCCUAUGAUUGGUCUUUAUCCAGACGUAAAGCACUUCUUCGUCGCUACUGCUGUAGUAACUCUCGUAGGCAACGUGUCGACUUCAUUCGGCUAUUUAAUAUCUUGUAUCAGCAACCGCAUAUCUGUGGCUCUCUCCGUUGGUCCCCCAGUUAUAAUUCCGUUUUUACUUUUUGGUGGCUUUUUCUUAAACACAGCGUCCGUACCAUCCUACUUCGUAUGGUUUUCAUAUUUAUCUUGGUUUCGUUACGGCAACGAGGCACUUUUGAUCAAUCAGUGGUCAGAGGUCGAUUCUAUAGCGUGCACCAGAAGCAAUGUGACAUGUCCAAAAUCAGGGCGUACGAUUCUUCAAACUUUCAAUUUCAAAGAAGAGGACUUUUGGAUGGAUAUUAUCUGCUUGUUUGCGCUUAUCAUAGCGUUCCGCUUUCUGGCAUUUUUCGCGCUACUAUCAAAAACCUUCCGCUCAAAGUAGUCUUAUGUAUCAUCAGUAACGAUUUGCUCUAAUGCUGUGUGUACUUUCAAUAAACAAUUUUAAUAAAAUUUUUGUAUCUUGCACUUGAGUAUCUCCGCCAUCAAAAAGAUUUUCACAA